AAAAAACAAGAAGGCAGCGUUGACGAUAAGCUGAGGCUCCCGAGACUGGAUACGAGCUCUCGAGUUUCCACUGAUGGUUCGGUUGCUCGCAAAGAGUCCAGUCGACUGCUCCGUCAGUGGAUGAGAGGACAACGAUGCGCUUGGACGCCAUACAACGCGCUUUGGUGUUGAUCGCGGCGCUAGCCGUAUCCAGCGAUGCCUCGGCGCUGUACCCUCGCGAGUCGGAGACACGGGAGGUGAAGCUCCUUGACGGGGUGUGGAACUUCCGCGCUACCAUCGGUUCGGAUCCCGAGGAGGGCUUCGUGAAGAAAUGGUUCCAGCAACCGCUCUCAUUGUCGGGGCCGGUGAUCCCGAUGCCCGUUCCGUCCAGCUUCAACGACGUGACGCAGAGCAAGGCGCUGCGCGACUUCGUCGGUUGGGUCUGGUACGACGUGGCGUUUUUCGCUCCCGCUCGCUGGGAGAAGCUGCGGGGUUCCGGAGGCCUUCGCGUGUUUCUACGCUUCGGCAGCGUCCACUACGAGGCCCGAGUCUACCUGAACGGAGCUCCUGUGGGCGCGCACGUGGGCGGUCAUCUGCCCUUUUCAGCAGAGGUGACGGGAGUCCUCCGCUACGGCCGUAAGAACCUGCUGACCGUGGCGGUAAACAACACGCUAACCGCGGCUACCAUUCCCCAGGGUACACUGUUCCGACCGAAUAACACCAGCAGGUAUCCCAACGGCUACUAUCGCCUGGAUGUGCCUUUCGACUUCUUCAACUAUGCGGGCAUCCACAGGAGCGUCGCUUUGUACACCACUCCGAGUGACUUCAUAGACGACGUUCUCUUCGUGACCAAGAAGGCAACGGAUGAACUCGCGGUGGUGGACUUCAGCGUUGACGUGAAGACUGAGAACGGAACGUCCAACUGCCGCGUGGCCCUGCUGGACGAUCGGGGCGAUGUGGCUGCUUCGUCCGCGGGCUGCGCAGGUCAGCUGUCCCUGAGCGACGCCAAGCUGUGGUGGCCCGUGGGCAUGCACAGCGAGCCGGGAUACCUCUACACGGCCAGGGUGGAAGCCACGGUGGGCGACGCGACUGACGUCUACUACCAGAAAGUGGGCCUCCGCACCGUGCGGGUCACCAAUGAAAGCUUGCUCAUCAACGAGCGGCCCUUCUACCUGAUGGGUUUCGGCAAGCACGAGGACUCGAACAUUCGUGGCAAGGGUCUCGACAUGGCGCUCGUGGUGAAGGACUUCAACUUGAUCCACUGGCUGGGCGCCAACUCGUUCCGCACGUCUCACUACCCGUACGCCGAGGAGAUCAUGGACCAGGCGGACGCCCAGGGCAUCGCCGUCAUCGACGAGGCGCCCGCUGUGGCCCUUUCCUCUUUCGACGACGCAAUGCUGGAGCAGCACAAAGAACGCAUGAGGGAGCUGGUGCAACGCGACAAGAACCGGCCCUCGGUCAUUCUGUGGUCGGUGGCCAACGAGCCGAGGUCCAACAAGCAUCCGGCAGGUCGCUACUUCGCCAGUCUCGCAGACUACGUCCGCACUAUGGAUGCCACGCGGCCCAUCACUGCGGCCCUCAGCACGAAUUACGACCAGGACCUCGCGGGCGACCACUUGGACGUCAUCAUGCAUAACAAUUACCCGGCCUGGUACAGUGACACCGGCUCGACCGAAGUCAUCGUGCCGCAGAUCGUGGACGAGUACGAACACAUGUGGGAGCGAUACCGGAAACCCAUCAUGAUAAGCGAGUACGGAGCCGCCUCUGUCGUCGGCCUCCACGCCGACCCGGCGUUCGUCUUCACCGAGGACUUCCAGACGGAGGCCUUCGGCUGCUUCCAUCGGGCAUUCGACCAGCUGCGCGAGAGGGGCUUCUUUUUCGGCGAGCACGUGUGGAACUUCGCCGACUUCAUGACCACGCAGAAAGACAAUCGAGUUUACGGGAACCGCAAGGGCAUCCUGACGCGAGAACGCCAGCCUAAAGCUGCGGCAAAAGUGAUCCGCUGCCGAUAUUACAAACUGGCCAAUAGGGCGCUACCAGAUUCGGAUGCCUACUGUAUUCCGGACGGACGACGGUAAAUUGGGUGGGUAUAUUUACGUGGGAACGACCAGUGCACGGGGAUAGGUUGUUUGUAAAUUUACACUCUUUGUGCUAUACAAACACCAAGGGAAAGGAAGUGCAGUCGAGGACGGCAGAAAAGUAGGUGGGGUGAUGAAAUUCACAAAUUUCCAGGCGCAAGUUCGAAUCAGAUGGCUCAAGACAGGGAUCAUUGGUGGUGGUGGUGAAAACUUUAUUGAGUCGUUUGAGCCUUAUUAAGUUGUUCUUUCUCUCUCUCCCUUCCAGUGAUCUCCAGUGAUCCCUAUUCCUAAGGUGUCACCUCAUAGGGAUCAUUGGAGAUCACUGGAAGGGAGAGAGAGAAAGAACAACUUUAUUGGUUCAUAAGGCAGGCAAGGGACUGGCGCCGACUACAGACGGACACCUUUCCUAACUUGCACCGGCUAUAUAAGAUGUACAGCCUCCCGCAAUUUUAGCUAUAUCGCGCGAGAACACUAUAAUAUGGUCGUACCUCGUCCUGAAGGGAACAUCGCAUUAGACGACUCUUUCACAGGAGAGUGCUUAGUGCACUUGAGAGUACUUCUGCUGGUCUCGCUGGUUAUCACCGCUUAAGGACGCUAAAAUGAAGCGUGAUGGACGCUCGCGCGAUAUACCUAAAAAUGCGGGAGGCUGUACCUCGCUGGAAAAGACCUUCGCCCUGCAGAGGACAUAAAAAAAGCUGAUGAUGAUGAUGAUGAUGAUGAUGAUGAUGAUGAUGAUAUACAAUAUGAACGCUUCAGCCUGUAUUUACGUAUAUGUGGCUGUGAACUUCUCUUCUUCUCAUCUUUAUGUCCGCUUCUUAUUGCGAUAGCAAUUAUAUGGACACUCCAAAGUGGAUUUCUGCCGUCGUCGUCGCCGUCGCCGUGAGGUUCCGUAUGACGUCAACGGCGAUGAAAUCGUCGCCGCGCUCCGGACGCUGUAUGUACGAGUGAAAGGGCGUGAGGGACGCGCGCUUUCACGGGGAACGAACACACGUCGCAAAGCAGACGCGUUCUGCGCCGUGCUCCCUGAAGGGCUGCAGAAUUAAGCGUCUCCUUCCUCCUUUACAAUCACCAUUAUAUUGACAGCAAACGCGACUUUUUCCGUCGCGCGAAAGGCAGCGAAGGGACGGGAGGGAGGGAGGGGA
Molecule: messenger RNA, 3199 nt
Organism: Dermacentor silvarum
Lineage: Eukaryota; Metazoa; Arthropoda; Arachnida; Ixodida; Ixodidae
Product: beta-glucuronidase
Exons: 9
Coding region: 135-2057 (640 amino acids)
Biological process (GO): glucuronoside catabolic process; carbohydrate metabolic process
Molecular function (GO): beta-glucuronidase activity; carbohydrate binding
Source: RefSeq, a predicted model, not a curated record